GCAUGCGCUUAAAACGUUAGCUUUUCAGCGUCAACACUGCGCCACACGGACGCAGAAGCGUAAACUUCAACAUAAACAACCUAAUGCGGGUGUCUCAAACGUUCUGCAGUGCAGGACAUUUUUCAGUAUUAAAAACCAUGAUACGACAUGUGAUAAACCAAAUAGUCAAUUAUUAAUCACAUUCUGUAUGUACCAUUGGAUUUAUUAGAUGUAUUAGAAUCUUAUUCCUGAACUUCAUGCACAGAACCAAAACAAGUGACUGUUACCAGCAUUUUUAUAUCCUUUUUAUAUUUUAAUAUAUUAGAUUUUUUAUAUAUUUUAUUUUAUAUCCUCCAGGGUCUCUGGUUCAAUCCUGAGGUUGGGUUAUGCAUGUUUGUGUUUCCUCUGGGUUCUCUGGUUUUCUCCAACAAAACCGUAGGUGAAUUGGCCAAGCUAAAUUGCCCAUAGGAUGUGUGUGAAUGUGUGUGUGGUGCCCUGUGAUAGAGUGGCAUCCUAUCCAUGCAGGGCGAAUUCUCCUGCCUUCGGCUCAGUGUUCCCAGGAUAGUCUUCGGAUGCACCAAAACCCUGAACAGGAUAUAGCUGUUACUGAAGAUGAAUGAACUUAAUGAAAUAAUGUCAGUUGUAUACAAAUUGCAGUUAGAUUCAAUUAGUGAUUACAAAUCUAAAGUCACAGAACUAUAGAUUUGGAAAUUUGAAAAAGUAAAUUUGAAAAAUUUCCUGUAAUUGUGACUGGUAUAAUGUUAAACUUUUCAUAUGAGGUAACUAGUCAAUUAUACUUUACAAUUAUACUACGGCUAUUUUAAGUAAAUAAUAAUUAUGACAGAAGUGAUUGUAAGUAGUUGAUUGUAAUCUUCAUAGACACCACAUCAUUAAAAAAUAAUUAUGAGAAUUGCAGUCCCCCUGCUUAUAUGACCACUAUCCUUGAGAGCCACUAUCCUAAUAAGACCAACACCAAUGUGAACUAUUUAAGACAAAUUAACCUCUCUCUUAGGACCAUGUCUGUUUAAGUAGUAGUAUUAGUUCAGGCAGAUAAUAAUGUAAAUCCUUCAUCUAUUACUCCUGCUACUGCUACUUUUUCUUGUUCAUUUUUUAAUAUUGGUCUCCUUUCCUAUUUUAAACUUCGUAACUAAAUUUGAGGUCCCUCCUAGUUCUUUAAAUACGUGCUCUCCUGUCCCUCCUCCAGCCUGUGCAGGAGCAAAGCAGUGCUUUAGACAACAAACACUUUCACUCACUCCACAAAGUCUCAACUCCACAGAGUCUUCAGCAUAUGAGCAUGAGGUGUGGUUUUUCCCAGACUAGCAACUUUAAACAUCUCUUGUGAAUGUGUGCUGCAGUUUAAUUUACAGACUAAACUGUUAUAAAAAGAUAGUCCUAAUGGAACACAUUUCAAGCCAAGAAACAGAUGAAAAUACUUAUGUCUGUUUUCAGAGAACACCAUCUCUUCGUCGCAAAUGGAGAAAACGCUAUGGAGGUUUGGAUGGCAACAAAUUGCUGGAGCCGAAUAAGGAGGAGGACAUGAGAGAGAAUGGUGUGAUGACAGAUGGCCUCUCUGAAAGGAAUGCCGCCCCUGUGAAGAGUGCAGAAGCUCAGGAGACCAGUCUUGCAGAGAAUAUUUCAAAUCCUGUGCCAAGAAAAGCUAUGCCUUCUCAGAGGCCUGUCAACUUUGUGGCUCCAGGGUCAACAGCUUUACCAGCAUUUAUCAGCAAUGGUGGCACAAAAGUGCCUCAGGCAGAAACAGAGCGAAUGCUCACUGCCCAGCCCUGGCCAAGCAUCAGCAGGACUGAGGCCCAGCCCAGCCAAUCCAAGAGAAAAGUAGCUGCUGAUGUGCUGUUCGACAGCUUCGCCUCCGGAGGAAGAGUCAGCACCAAUCAUUUCUUUGAGACCCUGUGGUGCUCUGGCAUUUUAAGAACUGACCCACGGAUUAAGGACUGCUAUGCACUGAUGAAAAAACUGCAGGAUGCUGAUGGGGCAGUGGACAGGAACACUUUCCAAAGGUGUGUGACAGGCUUUGUAUCAUUCAUUCUGAAAGCAGUGCAAGGCAGAUUUGUCAUUCCAGAUUUCUGUAUGUUUGCUGAAGAGAGCCAAAAGUUGUUCAUUAAAUGUAAACAGCUAUCUUCUGUAGAGGAGAAGGAAGACAGAAGCAAGGCCAGUGGAAAGUGGGGGAUUUCAAUCUGCACUGUUGAUGGCCAGAGGCUCUCUCUUGGGGACUGGAAUGAGCCUUGUGUUCUGGGAGAGAUUGCAUGGUCUCUUGUUUAUGGGCUUGCCGUGGAUCAGCUUGGAGUUGACCGUGUCCACAGACAUGUAGGAGUGGAGGAAUAUGCAAAAUAUGAGUCCCCCUUUACCCUGAGCAAACAAGGUGUCCCUCACACUCCCCUGACAGAGACAGGAGCUAUUAUAUGUGCAUCACUGCUGCAGUUAACAUUAAGGCAAGUUACAGAGGAAGAGGAGAAAUACGAGUCGGUUUUGAAUAUUGUAAGAAGAUUAUGUAACAAGGAACAUGCCAACUUAAACUGUACAAGUUAUCAAGGCUUGAGGAAGGACAUUAUUCGUCUACAUGCACUUUCAUUUUAUCUCCAAGAAAAGAAGUGCUUUCCAGAAGCCAUUGACAUAAAUGCUACACUGGAUCUCCUGUUACAGUGUUUGUCUACAGAAAUCACGUGUGAGUCUGGAGCAGCCUUGGCCGCGACUUUAGCUAAUGGUGGCCUCUGCCCUAUGUCAGGCGACCAGGUCCUCUCCACCUCAGCAGUUCGCAGUACUCUGUCCAUAAUGCAAGUGGCAGGAAUGAACAAUUACUCCAGAAUAUUCCAUUUUAAGACAUCCGUGCCUGCCAAAUCCAGCAGCUCUGGUGUUGUGUUGAUAGUAGUCCCUGGAGUGCUGGGCAUCACUUGCUGGUCACCAGAGUUGGAUGCAUAUGGAAACUCCUGGAGGGCUGUGCAUUUCUGUGAGGAGCUGGUGUCAGCUUUUCAGCUGCACAGCUUUGAUAUCAGGACUCCGUUCAGACAGGUGCUCUCCUACAGGCAAUGGAAAGUGGAGUCUGAGGGCUACCAAAUCAUGAACAUCCUAUUGGCUGCUUAUCGAGGGGACCUGCAGUCGUUACGGAGGUAUUUCCUCUCUGGAGCAGAUGUGAAUGCUGUUGAUUAUGAUGGAAGGUCUGCGCUUCAUGUGGCUGCCUCAGAGGGGCGUCUGGAGGUCAUCAAGUUUCUGAUGGAGAGCACUGGAGCCAACUGCACACUCAAGGACAGGUGGGGAAACACGGCUUUGCAGGAGGCUGUAAGAUGCAAUCAAGGACCUGCUGUGCAGCUCCUCACAAAGUACACAGACUACAAGGAAAUGUUAUGAUAGUACACCAACCCCAGACACAUAACCCCAGACAUUCAGGUUAUACUUUGCAGUGACAUAUAUACUGUUUUUGUAGUCCCUGAUUUGAGCUUUAAAUGGCUGGCACCAGACGUAUUUCGAUUUAGACCUUGAAUUUAAAUACAAACCUGGAUUUUAUGAGUUUGAAUAGUUAAUAUAACUGAUCUGUCAUACCUUGGUGUAGGUGAACAGAAGCUGAAUAUGUAGUACCAGGGCAUUAAGGAAUCUACACAUGGUUUGGUGAGUCUAGAAGUGCAGAAAAGUUGUAUAGCAAAGUGUGUUCAGGAGUUCUUCUGGUAUCUCAGUUUUUUAAUAAUCACCAAGAGUCAUCCAUGUGAGCAACAUUGUUUGUUCAAUAAAGAACUUUGUCUUAUGUCUAGUAUCUCUAAUUGUUACAGGGCUUAAUGAUAAAAGCAAAUGCACUGUACUUCAGUAAUAAUGGUAGAGAUGGUAAAAGUUAAGAGAAGUACACAAAGUUUCCAGUGAAACAGAAUGUUUCUAACCUGAUUUCAUUAUAGCCUCAGAACCUGCUUACACAGCUGACAGAGGAAUUUUGUCCAAAAUGCAGACACCAAUAACAGUGAAGGAGAGAAACCAACAUUUCACAUUUCAACCUACAUUCUCGUGGUUCAUCCGCAUAGCAAUAGAUAGGCCAUUUUCUCAAACUCUUUGAGUGCAAUCCCUGUAAGCCUGGAAAUAGUGGACAGGAAGUCUAGUGGUGUAUUGAAAGCCAACAAGAGUGAAGAUUUCAGAGGUUCCGCAAUGACCAAUAAAGAAAUACACUUUGAGUGAAGCCAAACUGAGAAAAGUCUAUAAGGUGGUUCAGGUGUGAGGAAAAGAAACUUGGCUAUACAGUAAAUAACACUUUCCUACAAUAUGUGAUUUGGAUUGUACCCAUAAUGAAUAAUAUUCUGGUCAUAA
Molecule: messenger RNA, 4278 nt
Organism: Pangasianodon hypophthalmus (striped catfish)
Lineage: Eukaryota; Metazoa; Chordata; Actinopteri; Siluriformes; Pangasiidae
Gene: glsl
Product: glutaminase like
Exons: 21
Coding region: 1375-3339 (654 amino acids)
Biological process (GO): L-glutamine catabolic process
Molecular function (GO): glutaminase activity; protein binding
Source: RefSeq, a predicted model, not a curated record